GACGAAGAAUUGGAAAAAUCUUGGCUCUUUUGCCUAUCCUACUAAGAAGGGUGCAGACCGGUCUUGCAAAUGUACAGUUAGUGUGCCACCUGUAAUUCUGCAGAGUCCGAGACAGUUUUGCUUACUCUAGGGUUCCAGUGACCUAGUCAGGGGAAGGGACUGGAGAAUGGGGCUCAUUUGUUCCUGGAUUGCUGAGUCCUGGGAACGAGUUAAUUAUUGAUGAAUAUUAACAAAGUAGGUCGGUUACUGACAGUGUUUUUUUACACUUGCCCAAGCACUAGAUUUGCAGUGACUGUGUAGGUGGGUAGAUCCAUCUCUCCAGGCUGUUCUGUUCUUUACGGGGCUUCAAUGUCUCCAUUUUGAGGGCUAAGAACAGGAAGACGUCCGUUUUAGGACUGGCCACGUGAGACUGUCGCCCAGCGGGGAGCAGACCCGAGCCAGGCCAUCGGAUCCUCGGCUAGUGCGCGCGCUCCGCUCCGGCGAAGCUGUGGGCUCUUCGCCGCGGCUGGCAGCCCGGCUUGGGGACAGGUUCGGGGCGGACUUGGAAAGUAGACAUUCCAGCAAUGGAAAAGAAAUUACUGUUGGUUGAUGUUGAUGCAGGAGUGGAUGAUGCUGCUGCUUUAAUGAUAGCUCUGGCAGCACCUAAUGUUGAAAUCCUGGGGAUCACUUGCUGUUUUGGAAAUACUACAGUGGAAAAUGUGUGUAAAAAUGUCCUUCGGGUAUUAAAAACGUGUAACCAUUUACAGAUCCCAGUUUACCAGGGAGCAUCUUCCCCUUUACUUAAUACGAUGAAAAAUGAUUAUUUUUAUGGAACAGAUGGCUUAGGGGAUGUACCUGAUGCUGAUGCUCCUGGAUCUGACCAAGUGCAACAUGAACACGCUGUCGCUGCAAUGAUAAGGAUCAUCAAUGAGAGGCCUAACAAGGUAACUCUGGUUGCCACUGGGCCCUUGACUAAUUUAGCUCUGGCUGUGAAAAUGGACCCAAUGUUUCCUAAGAAAAUUAAAAAUAUGUCUAUAAUGGGAGGCAAUAUGUACUCCAGAGGAAACAUUGAUAUCUGUGCAGAAUUCAAUUUCGCAGCAGACCCAGAGGCAGCUUACAUUGUCUUAAAUGAAUACACUUGUCCAACUUUUAUUACAACCUGGGAAUUUGCGUGUUUGCAUUCACUACCUUGGGAAUUUUAUGAGAAGUGUACUUCACAGGACAGUGAAAAAGCAAGGUUUUUGAAAGAAAUUUAUACAGUAACCACAGAGUAUCAAAAACGUCCCAUUCCCAAGUUAAGAGCCCUCUACCGGAAACCAGGAUUUGUGUCUUGUGAUUGCUUUGCGAUGGCAGUUGCAAUUGAUGACAACUUGGUCACAGAAUCCAUCUUCUGUGCUGUAUCUGUGGAGCUGACUGGAUCUCACACCCGAGGAAUGAUGGUUUUGGAUAUGGAAGAUCAGCUUCAGAAAAAAAACAAAGUUUCCAUCACAAAAGAGUUGGAUAUGGAAAAAUUCAAAGAUCUUCUGUUAGCUGCUUUGAAAUAGUAGUAAUAAUAAUAGCUAGUGCUGAUAUCACAAUUUAAGGUUGGCAAAGCACCUUACAUAUGCUAUCUCAUUUGAUUUGAACUAAAGUUUCCAUUAUAGUCUUACAUAUAAUCAUUUUUGUUUUAAUAAGGCAUUCAGCUAAAAUUAUAGUAUCAGGGAGCAGCUCGCUAGGUGGCACAGUGGAUAAAGCACCGGCCCUGGAUUCAGGAGGACCUAAAUUCAAAUCCGGCCUCAGACACUUGAUACUUACUAGCUGUGUGACCCUGGGCAAGUCAUUUAAUCCUCAUUGCCCUAAAAAUAAAAUAAAAUUAAAUUACAAUAUCAGAUCUUUUGAAAUAAUUCAGAUUUAAAUAUACAUCCAAAUACUAGAACCAAAUUCUAAUAUUCAAAUCUCAUGGGAAAACUUCAAAAAUGUUCAUUGAAACUGGGUUCUAAUAAGGUUCCAGCAUGUUGGUGUUUCAUGAGAGACAAUGUUUAAGUUUCCUUAUUUGUGUGAAUUCAAACCAUUUUCAUAUGAUUGCAUUGCAUGGACUCCAGUCUGAGAUCUUUGCAGUUUUCAGAAGCAAUGCUUACGUCCCAGAAUCACUUGUGACUGAGAGAAGUCAUUGAUUUAAUUCACCUUCCUUCAUACAGACGGCAUUGUAAAUAAUUGACAAGGGCAGACCAUCAAAUAUUACUUUUUGUCUUGAUUUUACUAGUUUAAAUUAGAAUUCAAUUUGUUUCCAUGGAAAUAGCCUUCUGUUUAAUAAAAGCUUAAGCACUGA
Messenger RNA from Dromiciops gliroides (monito del monte), 2287 nucleotides. Its product is annotated as inosine-uridine preferring nucleoside hydrolase-like. Gene Ontology annotation, molecular function: hydrolase activity, hydrolyzing N-glycosyl compounds. The transcript is spliced from 6 exons. Bases 564 to 1523 code for a protein of 319 amino acids. The record is from RefSeq and is a predicted model, not a curated record. NCBI's taxonomy places the organism in Eukaryota, Metazoa, Chordata, Mammalia, Microbiotheria, Microbiotheriidae.